CCUUAACUGUGUGCGCCUGGUGAUGAAAAACUACUUCUGCUCAAUAGGCUGCCCUUUGCUUACAGAUGCAGGCAGGCCUCCAGAUGUUUUUGAGGAUUCUGUUGAACAAGCAGCUGGUCUGGGCUGCUCUGUACCUGUUUGGGGCAGGUGUAGCAUUAUCAUCUGAACUCGAGUGUCCACAGAAAUGCAUUUGUAAUGAAACUGAGCAAAUGGUGAACUGUUCUUCCAUCCAGCUAACCACAAUCCCAAACAACCUCCCUUUGAAUGCCAAAUCAGUCAAUUUAACCCACAACAAAAUAAGAUCCCUGGGUAGUCAACAGUUUCAAGGCUUAACACGCCUGCAGGAGUUGGAUCUAAGCGACAACAUCCUAGCGAUAAUUGAAGUACAGGCUUUUGUUGGGUUACAAGCUCUGGUGACUCUAAAACUCGCUCGCAAUCACUUGAAGAUUAUUCCCGUGGAGGCGUUUAGCAGCUUACCCAAACUGCAGUUACUAGAUAUUAGCGACAAUGAGAUCCUCGUGUUGUUGGCUUUUACUUUCCGUGAUUUGCCUUCCCUGCGCUAUCUUAAAGCAUCACAAAAUGACUUGGUUUUUAUCUCCCAUAAUGCGUUCACAGGUCUAACAAGUCUACAAGAGCUGUAUCUAGAUGGAGGUAAUCUUACUGAAGUGCCAACUAGAGCGAUAAAUCAACUUGGAGAGCUAAAGAGUCUGCAUUUGCACCAUUUUGGCCUGGUUUCGUUGCCAAAUUUCUCUUUCUACCCACUUGGGCAUCUUAAGGAACUUGUUAUUUCCCAGUGGGUUAUACUUGAGACACUUUCAGUCAAUAGUCUCUUUGGCUUGAAUCUUACAUCUUUAACUAUGACAUAUUGCAACUUUAGCACUGUCCCUUACGUCCCUUGGCAUCAUCUUGUUUAUCUUGUACGCUUGGACCUGUCAUACAACCCUAUUACAUAUAUUUACAAAAAUGUUCUUUCAGGCCUUCUUCGUCUACAAGAGUUUCAUUUAGUGGGUGGAUCCUUGCUUCACAUUGAACUUGGGUUUAAAGGCCUUGUAUAUUUCAGGGUGCUAAAUAUAUCAAGAAACUAUCUCACAACACUUGAAUAUGGCGUUUUUCAUUCAAUUAAUACUUUAAAAGUGCUUGGACUUGACAACAACCCCCUUGUGUGUGACUGCCGUUUGCUGUGGGUGGUAAAAAUACAAUCGUACCUGAAUUUUGGUGGAAAUUUACCAGUUUGUGCCAAAUCUAAUCAGGAGCAAGGGUUGAGUUUUGUUGAAUUUUCACAAGAUGAGAUCUCCAGGCUGCUGACAUGUCGCCGGCCUAGAAUAAGAAAACGUAAAAAACAGGAGGUCGCUGUGGAGCAGGGGCACACAGUGAUGCUUUAUUGCAAUGCAGAAGGUGACCCUGCGCCAUCUGUCACCUGGCUCGACCCCGGGCUCAGACCCUUGUUGCCCAUUGGAAGACUGCGAGCUCUGCCUAAUGGAUCACUGGAGGUGCGGUAUGCCCAGCCUCAAGACAGCGGCACUUAUGUCUGUGUAGCAUCGAACGCAGCAGGAAACGACAGUCUCCAAGUCAGCCUCAAUGUCAGGGGCUUUCCAUCAUCAACCCCUAAAAAGCUAUUCCAUCUCAAGUCCUGGUUCGCCACGCCAUCUGCCACUCCAGAUGCCAGCACCACCCAGGAGUUCCCAUUUGAUGUCAAAACGUUACUGAUAGCAGCGACCAUAGGGUUUCUGUCAUUCUCCAGCUCUGUGUGCUUGUGUUUCAUCUUUAUGUUUUUCUGGAGCAAAAGUAAAGGGAGGAUAAAACACACUGCCACAAUUGCAUAUGUGCCUCGGAGCACUAUGUCCAGCAGUAACAGUGGGAACUGUGCCGAGACGACAAGCAGGUUUACAAUGAAACUGUUAUAA
Molecule: messenger RNA, 1904 nt
Organism: Boleophthalmus pectinirostris (great blue-spotted mudskipper)
Lineage: Eukaryota; Metazoa; Chordata; Actinopteri; Gobiiformes; Gobiidae
Product: leucine-rich repeat and immunoglobulin-like domain-containing nogo receptor-interacting protein 1
Cellular component (GO): plasma membrane
Molecular function (GO): protein binding
Source: RefSeq, a predicted model, not a curated record